AUGACUGUGUCUGUGGCAGUUAUCUGUCUUUUUGAAACUAUUCUGUUGACCUACCUGAGUUACAAGGGCAACAUUUGGGAGCAGAUACUUCGGUUGACGUUCAUCCUGGAGACGGUGAACACAGUGCCUUUCCUGCUCACCAUCCUGUGGCUUCCUCUGCGGAACCUCUUCAUCCCUGUGUUCCUGAACUGCUGGUUGGCCAAGCACGCCUUGGAGAACAUGAUAAAUGACCUGCAUCGUGCCAUUCAGCGAACACAGUCUGCCAUGUUCAACCAGGUGCUCAUCCUCAUCUCCACUCUCUUCUGCCUCAUCUUCACCUGCAUCUGUGGCAUCCAGCACCUGGAGCGGGCGGGCAAGAGGCUGACGGUGUUCGACUCCUGGUACUUCUGCGUCGUCACCUUCUCCACAGUGGGCCACGGCGACGUCACGCCCAACGUGUGGCCCUCCAAGCUGCUGGUGAUCAUCAUGAUCUCUGUAGCCCUGGUGGUGCUGCCCAUACAGUUUGAGCAGCUGGCCUACCUGUGGAUGGAGAGGCAGAAGUCGGGGGGGAACUACAGCCGUCACCGCGCCCAGACGGAGAAACAUGUGGUGCUGUGUGUCAGCUCCCUCAAGAUAGACCUUCUGAUGGACUUCCUCAACGAGGUCUACGCCCACCCCGGGCUGCAGGACUACUAUGUCAUCAUCCUGUGUCCAACAGAGAUGGACGCCCAGGUGCGCCGGGUGCUCCAGAUCCCCCUGUGGUCCCAGCGGGUCAUCUACCUCCAGGGAUCGGCCCUCAAGGACCAGGACCUCAUACGAGCCAAAAUGGACAAUGCAGAGGCUUGUUUCAUCCUAAGCAGUCGCUGUGAGGUGGACCGCACCGCCGCAGACCAUCAGACCAUUCUGCGAGCUUGGGCUGUGAAGGAUUUCGCUCCAAAGUGCCCCAUUUACGUCCAGAUUUUGAAGCCAGAGAAUAAAUUCCAUGUGAAAUUUGCAGAUCAUGUAGUGUGUGAGGAGGAAUUCAAGUACGCCAUGUUGGCCCUGAACUGCAUCUGUCCAGCAACCUCCUCCCUCAUCCUACUGGUCCACACUUCACAGGGCUGGGAGGGGCAGCAGUCUCCAGAGGAGUGGCACAGGACUUAUGGCAAGUGUUCCGGGGAUGAGGUUUACAACAUCGCCAUGAGAGACAGCAUAUUCUUCUCAGAAUACAUGGGGAAAAGCUUUACCUACACCUCCUUCCACACGCAUACGAAGUAUGGUGUGUGUCUGAUCGGGGUGUGCCGGGAGGACAGUAAGAGCAUCCUGCUGAAUCCCGGGCCACAGUUCAGAAUGAGCCCCAAUGACAGCUGCUUCUACAUCAACAUCACUAAGGAGGAGAGCACUACCUUUAAGACCCAGGGGGAGAGGACGGGGAGCCGGCCCUGCUUGCCUGUACACAGUGUAAUCGCUUGCAUGGGCACUGUGGCCAUAGACCUCCAGGACACAGGCUGUGGGCCCUCUCUCUGUCUCCCCCCGGAGGAAAUCAAGGGUAACAGCAGGAGGCCCAGCAUUGGCCCCGUGCUAGAGGUGCCAGACACUUCCUCUAUGCACACAGGUGACCUCUAUAGUGACCAAUCAGUAGACGAGACCAUGCCCUCCAACGAGGACCUAUCAACUGAGGGCUAUAUGAAAGGCUAUCCUCCCAACCUGCCCUACAUCGGUAGUUCUCCAACACUGUGCCAUCUAUUGAAGGAGAAAGUACCAUACUGUUGCCUCAGACUGGAAAAGGGUUGUGAGCAUAACAACUUUGAGGAUGCCAAAGCCUACAGCUUUAAGAACAAGCUGAUUAUUGUAUCGGCUGAGACGACGGGGAAUGGACUGUACAACUUCAUCAACUUCAGAUCUGGAAGAGUCUGGCUUACUGGCGGAUCCUGGCAGACUGACGGAUCUGGCUGCUCCAUGUUGACUGGCGGCUACGAGCAGGGCUGGCACAGGACGUGCAAGGCUAGGCCUGACACACAGUUCCUGGAGGCUGUCUGUGGGUUCCCCAUGGUUUACUACAUGGUGGGCUCCAUCGAUAACCUGGAUGACCUCCUGCGUUGCGGUGUGUCCUUUGCAGCCAACAUGGUGGUGGUGGACAAGGAGAGCACCAUGAGUGCAGAAGAGGACUACAUGGCUGAUGCCAAGACCAUCGUCAAUGUGCAGACACUGUUCAGGUUGUUCUCCAGUCUCAGUAUCAUCACCGAGCUAACCCACCCCGCCAACAUGAGGUUUAUGCAGUUCAGAGCUCAGGACUGGUACUCUCUGGCUCUCUCUAAACUGGAGAAGAAAGAGCGGGAGAAAGGCUCCAACCUGGCCUUCAUGUUUCGCCUGCCGUUUGCUGCAGGGAGGGUCUUCAGUAUCAGCAUGCUGGACACUCUCCUCUACCAGUCGCUUGUCAAAGACUAUAUUAUCUCCAUCACCAGGCUGCUGCUGGGCCUGGACACCACCCCGGGCUAUGGAUUCCUCUGCUCUAUGCAGAUCUCUGAGGAUGACCUGUGGAUCCAGACAUAUGGAAGGCUCUAUCAGAAACUGUGUUCCACCGUCGGUAACAUUCCCAUCGGCAUCUACAGGACCGAGUCCCAGACAGCAGAUUCCUCUGAGGAGUCACAGAUCUCGGUGUGCGUGGAGGACUUAGACGACCCCAAGGAGCAGAGAGACCGAGAACUCCCCCCUGUGGCCGGAGGGCUCCACCACACCUCCACCUCCAGCGACCCAUCGGACGGGAAGGCUCCCCUGCUGAGGAGGAAGAGCGUGCAGUGGGCGCGGAAGCUGAGCUGGAGGGGGACUCGAGGGAACCAGCGGGGGGCUCAGAGGGGGGGGGGCAGCAGGGUCUGAGGGCCAGCAGGGUCUGAGGGCCAGCAGGGUCUGAGGGCCAGACGCUCGGAGAGACAGGAGCUGGACGAGCUAGUCAGCAACAGGAUGAAAAGCCUUGGACUCUGGGCCACGGCUUGCGAUGACAUGAGUGAGAACCAGACUACUCACUCCCACACAUACGUGUUGAUCAACCCACCUCCUGACACCAGGCUGGAGCUCAAUGACAUAGUGUAAGUAUGGCAGCACAUAGAAAAGUAGGGGCCUGAAGAAACGGUUGAUGAGAUGCAAUAAAGUAGAAGCAAUCAAGAAAGUGGCAAACUCCAUAUUACUACCCUGUAUUACUACUCCAUAUUACUCCAUAUUACUGCUCCAUAAUACUACUCCAUAUUACUGCGUAUUACUACUCCACAUUAAUCCAUAUUACUGCUCCAUAAUACUACUCCAUAUUACUCCGUAUUACUACUCCGUAUUACUACCCCGUAUUACUCCAUAUCACUACUCCACAUUACUCCAUAUUACUACCCCGUAUUACUCCAUAUUACGACUCCGUAUUACUUCAUAUUACUACUCCAUAUUACACGAUAUUACUCCAUAUUUCUACUCCACAUUACUACUCCACAUUAUUACUCCAUAUUUCUACUCCAUAUUAGUACCCCAUAUUACUCCAUAUUACUACUCCAUGUUAUUACUCCAUAUUACUACUCCAUGUUAUUACCCCAUAUUACUCCAUAAUACUACUCCACAUUACUCCAUACUACUCCAUAUUACUACUCCAUGUUACUACUCCAUAUUAUUACUCCAUAUUUCUACCCCGUAUUACUCCAUAUUACUACUCCAUAUUACGACUCCAUAUUACGACUCCAUAUUGCUCCAUAAUACUACUCCAUAAUACUACUCCAUAUUACUACUCCAUAUUACUCCAUAUUACUACUCCAUAAUACUACUCCAUAUUACUACUCCAUAUAAAUCCUGCAUGUUACUACUCCACAGUACUCCAUAUUACUACUCCGUAGUACUCCAUAUUACUAAUUCACAUUACUACUCCAUAGUACUACUCCAUAUUACUCCACAGUACUACUCCAUAUUACUCCACAGUACUACUCCAUAUUACCCCACAUUUCUAUUCCACAUUACUACUCCAUAUAACUCCUCCAUGUUACUACUCCGUAGUACUCCAUAUUACUAAUUCACAUUACUACUCCACAGUACUACUCCAUACUUACAUUCACAUAUUAUUAUAUAUGUUUAUAUAUGUUUGUGCACACAGUAUCUUUGUUAGGAAUUGAAAAGAUCAAACCAUUUAGAGUCGCAGAGGAGAGUUCAUCAUUUCACAUCAACAAUAGGAUGGAGAACUUCUUAAUCAACACUUAAUCAUCACACAACCUGCCUAUACUGUUGUGCUGGGGUUGGUUAAAGGGAUAGUUCACUUUUUGCACUGCUAACUGAUACAAUCGGUUUCCACUAGCAUUGCUACAAUACCAAAAACAUGAACUAUUCCUUUAAUGCCAUAAUUAGGUUUUUACGUCCUACAGUUCACAUUGCAUUGUAAAAAGCGGGGGGGGGG
Oncorhynchus tshawytscha (Chinook salmon) is the source of this 4378-nucleotide messenger RNA. Its product is annotated as potassium channel subfamily T member 2. Lineage: Eukaryota; Metazoa; Chordata; Actinopteri; Salmoniformes; Salmonidae. Gene Ontology annotation, cellular component: membrane. Gene Ontology annotation, biological process: potassium ion transport. Gene Ontology annotation, molecular function: intracellular sodium-activated potassium channel activity. The record is from RefSeq and is a predicted model, not a curated record.